AGUGUGAAACCGCCUUAAGGGAUCGGCACAGGAAGAAUAAAGUUUGCUAAAAAUAUUGAGGAAGUGUGGCUAAAAGGAUCAACGAGAGUCUUUCGAGGACGACACAGAAGAAUCGAAUUAAGUUGUUUGAGGUCUAGUUUUGCGGUUUAUAAAAGUGAGAUUCUAGCGUCGGACGUCUAAGUCCAGCUGUUAUGGACAUGGUGAUCUCGAAUUUGCAACAGCAGCGUCAAGUGACGGAGCAAUUGCGCCGUGAAGCCGCCUUAAAACGGAUCACGGUGAGCAAAGCCGUCGAAGACAUCAUGAAGUACAUCACCGAACACGAGCAGGAGGAUUGUCUGCUGGUGGGUUUCUCAUCGCAGAAGUCCAAUCCCUUUCGUGAAAAAAGCACCUGUAUUGUACUUUAAGCCUGCGUGCUUGAAAUCAGAGGAGCAACAUGAGUGAUAAUACCACUUUGAGCUUCCUGUGUGUUGAUUUGAUGCGAGGAUAAAUGUAUUUACAAUUGUAGGUAUAAGUAAGUUUCUAAUUAAAUUAUUUUAUGAUGUAUCUUUAAGAUUGUCUGUUGGAAAUGUGCAGAAUCAGAUUUAUCUCGACAUAUGCUAUUUUAAGAAUGUAUUUUACACAAAGUUUAUAUAGUUUUCAAAAUCUACAGGGUUAGAAUUUCAUGAGCUAUAUAUAUAGAAAUUUACACAUGCCUAACUUUUGUAUAAUCUUACCAAAACUUAUAACAACAGGUUUGGACACUGAACAAUAUAUUUUUAUAUACAUGUAAAAUCUUAAUACAUUUCUAAAAUAUCUUUAUAUAUAUUUAUAUGUAUAUUAAAUUGUCCAAAUAAUUAAUAUCUAGGUGCCACGAUUAGUCUUCAUUUUUCAAGUUAAUAUUAUUAUAAUAAAACAUUAAAAAUUUUAACAAUAGUUUUAGAUAACAGAAAAUGAAAUAUUGUCUCAAGAACUAAUAUUAAUUCUUAAUGUGUGCUCAACUAAAUUUUUAUAGUAUAUAAAAUGCGCAUUGAUUGUAAAUCAGUCUUCUAAUAUGCCUUCAUCAAGUGCCUAUAUCAAGAUUAAAGACUGGUAAUGAAACAAUAUAACGCUUACACAAAUUUGUAAUAUCAGAAUACUUUGUUACUUUAAAAAUAAUGGAAAUUUAACAUACAGGUUCAUAGAUAAUUUAUUGUCAAAUUUUAUUGU
Messenger RNA from Linepithema humile (Argentine ant), 1185 nucleotides. RefSeq names its product guanine nucleotide-binding protein subunit gamma-1 (gene Ggamma1). Gene Ontology annotation, molecular function: G-protein beta-subunit binding. Gene Ontology annotation, cellular component: heterotrimeric G-protein complex. Lineage: Eukaryota; Metazoa; Arthropoda; Insecta; Hymenoptera; Formicidae. Gene Ontology annotation, biological process: G protein-coupled receptor signaling pathway. The record is from RefSeq and is a predicted model, not a curated record.